AUGGCUGGACCUUGUAACUGCAUUGCAACAAACGUGUGUAUCUGUGGUACCGGAUGCAGCAAGAAAUGUUGUCGAUGUGGAGACCUCUGCAAAUGUGCAGGACUUAAUGGAUGCGCAUGUUCCGGAUGUACAGUCGUUUGCAGAUGUUCAGGUACCUGUGAAUGUGGAUGUGAUUGCACUGGUCCGACAGACUGCAAUUGUGAAUCUGGGUGCUCCUGCAAUUGA
Molecule: messenger RNA, 225 nt
Organism: Mytilus trossulus (common blue mussel)
Lineage: Eukaryota; Metazoa; Mollusca; Bivalvia; Mytilida; Mytilidae
Product: metallothionein 20-I isoforms A and B-like
Exons: 3
Coding region: 1-225 (74 amino acids)
Molecular function (GO): metal ion binding
Source: RefSeq, a predicted model, not a curated record